UUUGCCCAUUGUGGCAAGAGUUUCGUUUUGGUUAUCAAGGCAAACAUUUUAUGCAACCCAAUUACAUUUUCAAACGCGUUUAUGGGAUAGAUUGUUCUUCAGUAAAACGCGUAUGGGGACCGCUGCAACUCUCCUCUCUGCGCACAGCAAACGGAUUGCCGCAAUGUUUACGCACAAAGCGGACGACGACAUUUGAAAAUCGACGUUAGACUUAUUCCGAAUUUGAAGACCUAAAGGAGGAAUGGAUUUACUCGGUGGGCGACUCAUGCAAAAGAGCAAUAAUGUAUAAAAUCCCUCUACAACUUUUGGAGGACAGGUGUGUAAAGGAUCGAAGUUGGCAUAUUGCACACCACUCAAAUAAACUAGUGUUAGGAUGGAUCCAUGCGUGUUUGUUGAUGCUCUUGGUUUGCGAAUUACCCGAACUUUCUUUGUGUGCAAGUCUGUCAGGAUCCAAAGUUGAACACGAAGGAUUUUGUCCUAACAAGCUGAAUUCAAAUCUCUGGGUUGAUGCGCAAAGCACCUGCGAGAGGGAAUGCAACGUCGACGAGGACUGUGCUGACUUUGAGAAAUGCUGCACCAACGUGUGUGGCCUCAACAGCUGUGUGGCUGCACGUUUCUCUGAUGGCACCCCUGCCCGGCCAGAUGGGCAGGGUGGAGGAGAAGGAAGUGAUGCCCCCGUCUCCACAGCUACCUGUGAGGGCUUUGUAUGCAGCCAGCAGGGAGCAACAUGUGACAUCUGGGAAGGACAGCCCAUCUGCAAGUGCCAGGACCGGUGUGAGAAAGAGCCCAACUUCACCUGCGCUUCAGAUGGCCUCACCUAUUUCAACCGCUGCUACAUGGAUGCGGAGGCCUGCAUCCAUGGGGUGACUUUAACUGUGGUCGCAUGCCGCUUCUACCUGGCAGGCCCCCACACCAGCCCACUGCCUCAGGGCACUACAGCUAACCCCACUCCGACAACCUCCCAGGAGGACCCCAUGCCACCCACACUAUACUCCAACCCUCAACACCAGUCCAUCUAUGUCGGAGGCACAGUCAGCUUCCACUGUGAUGUUAUUGGAGUCCCCAGACCUGAUGUAACAUGGGAGAAACAGAGUGAAAGGCGGGAAAGGCUGAUCAUGAGGCCUGACCAGAUGUAUGGCAAUGUGGUUAUCACCAACAUCGGCCAGCUUGUCAUUUACAACGCGCAGGUGUGGGAUACAGGUAUCUACACCUGCAUCGCACGGAAUCCUGCUGGAGUUCUUCAUGCAGACUACCCGCUGUCUGUCAUCCGCCGGGCUGAUGAUGAUUUCUCUGAAGAUCCUGAGAUGCCCAUGGGGCGGCCAUUCUCACCAGCGGACUGCCUGGCUGAAGUAGACCUGAGAGUGUGCAGUGGAGAGCGUCACGUGGACUGGUAUUAUGACAGCAAGCUGGGCUCCUGCAUGGCCUUCAGCAACGGUGGAUGUGAUGACAGCCGCAACCAAUUCCAGACUUACGAGGAGUGCAAGGCCUCCUGUCAGAGGGAGGAGAUGGGCAUCUGCUCCCUUCCUGCUGUCCAGGGCCCCUGCAAAGAUUGGGAGCCCCGUUGGGCCUGGAAUAACCUCAUGAAACAGUGUCAAGCUUUUGUGUACGGUGGCUGCCAUGGGAAUGCCAACAGCUUCGGCACCAAGAAGGAGUGUGAGGCAAACUGCCCACAGCCCAAAAGGAAACCUUGUAAGACCUGUCGCAUGAAGGGGAAAAUGGUGCCUAGCUUAUGCCGGAGUGACUUCGCUAUUGUGGGGCGACUGACAGAGCUGGUGGAGGAUUUGGACUCUGGGUUAGCCCGCUUUAGCUUGGAAGAGGUCCUGAGAGAUGAAAAGAUGGACUUGACUCUCUUUGAUACCAAGCACCUAGAGGUGACCAUCGCCAAGAUAGACUGGGGCUGUCCCUGUCCCAACAUCACCAUGGAGGAAAACCCUUUGCUGGUGAUGGGUGUGGUGCAGGACGGCAUGGCCAUCAUCCAAUCUGACAGUUAUGUCAGAGCCAUAACUGAACGCAGACUUAAGAAGCUACGUGAGGUUCUGGAUAAAAAGACCUGCCAGACACUACAGAAGUUCCAGGACUCAGCCCGCUGAGGGUCGGUGGUCACCUGUACCUUCAGCACUAAAGAUAAGCAUCAGAAUCGCAACAAGAAAAGCUAUAUUUAAUAACAACUCUUUAAGUCAAAAGACAAAAAUAUGUUAAAUACUGUAUCAUCAUGAAGUUAUGAGAGAUCAUUUAUAAUGUACAAUGUAUAUUCAUUACAACAAAAGUUGUACUACA
Molecule: messenger RNA, 2277 nt
Organism: Micropterus dolomieu (smallmouth bass)
Lineage: Eukaryota; Metazoa; Chordata; Actinopteri; Centrarchiformes; Centrarchidae
Gene: wfikkn1
Product: WAP, follistatin/kazal, immunoglobulin, kunitz and netrin domain containing 1
Exons: 2
Coding region: 282-2090 (602 amino acids)
Cellular component (GO): extracellular region
Molecular function (GO): protein binding; serine-type endopeptidase inhibitor activity
Source: RefSeq, a predicted model, not a curated record